Molecule: messenger RNA, 429 nt
Organism: Xiphophorus maculatus (southern platyfish)
Lineage: Eukaryota; Metazoa; Chordata; Actinopteri; Cyprinodontiformes; Poeciliidae
Gene: ramp1
Product: receptor activity-modifying protein 1
Exons: 3
Coding region: 1-429 (142 amino acids)
Biological process (GO): receptor internalization; cellular response to hormone stimulus; intracellular protein transport
Cellular component (GO): cell surface; membrane; signaling receptor complex
Molecular function (GO): coreceptor activity
Source: RefSeq, a predicted model, not a curated record
AUGAGCAAAGUGAGAGCAGAGACAGGGGAGUGGAGAAUGGCUCAGUGUUCCCCGGCGCUGGGAUGUGGAGCCCACUACGAGUACGUGAUCGAGGAGUUCUGCCUGACCAAAUUCAGGCUAGACAUGCAGGAACUGGGCCAGAGUCAGUGGUGUAGCUGGGAGGACACAGUCAAAUUCUAUGAAGCUCUAACAAACUGCACACACCUGUUGGCAAUGAACAUGAGCUGUUACUGGCCCAAUCAAAUGGUGGACGCGUUCUUCAUCCAGGUCCACAGGCACUACUUCCAUGACUGCUCAGUGUCUGGACGACGACUCAGGGACCCUCCAAACCGCAUUUUGGGUCCUUUCAUUGUGGUUCCCAUCCUGGUCACCUUCCUCAUGACGGCCCUGGUGGUGUGGAGGAGCAAGCGCAGCGAAGGGAUUGUUUAA